This is a messenger RNA of Microbotryum saponariae, 2319 nucleotides long. The record is from the annotation of a GenBank genome assembly. NCBI's taxonomy places the organism in Eukaryota, Fungi, Basidiomycota, Microbotryomycetes, Microbotryales, Microbotryaceae.
AUGCAGGGCUUUGCAUCGUAUGCAUCCCACUUACUCGCCUCGACUUCGGCCGGGCCGAGUCAAGGGCUGAGCGCAUACAUCGGCGGCGGCGCCCACCCGAGUGCCUCCUCAGCGACGCCCAUGUUCUACUCGACCCGCGACUCGUACAUCCCCUUUGACGAGUCGGACGACAUACUCGGCGCGUCCUCGUCGACCCAGGGCGAUGAUGCUCGAGGGAGGUACGACAACACUCGCACGGGCCUGUCCUUUGGCGGAAGCGUCGAUGGCGGCAGCACCAGCACCGACACACGUGACGACCACCACCAUGACCGAACACGGACGCCGGCGGUGGCCUCGCUCGGUGACAGUCAUGGCCAUCACCACCGCAACCACACUGUUCAAGGGGACGAUGACGACGAUGAUAACCCCUAUCGGCGUGACCCAAGUGUGACCACCGCAACAUCGUCCUCGAACGCUGCAGGCGCAGCACCGUCGAGCAUGCUCGGGCUCGACCUCCCCGCGUUCGUCUCGAGGAUCAACCCGGCCAACGCCGCUCGGGGAUGGCGAGCACACGAAUCGGUGCAGCACCCUCCACCGCAUCGCUACUACCCCGAGCAGGACGAUCUCUCGGAGGAGGACGAAGGCCCACUCGACUACAUCGAGGAUGCCGACGAGGAGGACGAGGACGCCAGCCCACCAGGCGCAUUCCUAUCGACACCCUCUCCGCCUUUUUCGAGCGGAGGAGCAGAGCCUUUGCUGGCGCAGAGAACGCUGUUCCUUUACCCGGUCCGGGGGAGAACAGAAGGCGUGAGAGCGAACGGGGAAUACAGAGACUCGCAGUGGAUCGUCGCUUACGGUGUGUGUGUGCUGGCCGUGUUUGUGCUCGGGCUGCUGGGAUGGUGGGAGACACCGAUAAAGGUUGGUCUUUGGUUCUGUUCCAUGCAGAGAUUGUUUUGCUGAGUAUCAGAGCUUAUUCUUUGCGGUAUACUAUCGAACCUCAGGACACACCCUCGUACCCCGCGUACUCGAUCUUCAACACGAUCCCCGUGCUGCUCACGCUUUCGUUCGUCUCGCUUCUCGCGGGUGUCUCGUCGGCAACAUAUAUCCUCGCCGUACGACACGGGAUGCGACACUUCAUCAACGCAGCUCUUAUCGCUGGCCCGCUUCUGUUCAUCGGUGCGGGUGUGCUCUCGUUCGGAGGCUCGUUCGGCGGUAUCGGCGCCGCAGGCGACAAGGGAUGGAAGACCGGGAUGAGAUGGUUCGCUGUGGCAUGCUUCGUGUGGGCGUAUGUGUUGGGCAGGGCGGCGGUCUCGAGGAGGAAACAGGUUGCACGAGCCAUUGCUCUAGGCGAGGUACGUCUGCUCGCAUUCUCACUGCACAUGCCUAGCCUUGGGAUACUUACUCCCUUGAGCGCUUCUUCAAAUCCUCGCACAGCUGGCGACCCAAAUCAUUCUCGAGCACCCGCCCCUCAUCUUGCUUUGCUUCGGCCUCUCGGUUCUAUCGGCGGUUGUUGCCCUCCCAUGUUUUGUCCUCGUCGCCAACCAGCUGUUCGACUCGUCGGUCUCUUCGUCGUGGCUCCCCGGGUGGGGCUCCAUCGUGACGUUGCUCGUUUUCGCGUGGUCGCUGGCCAUCCUGCGUGGCGUGCAGCAUGCCAUCGUCGGCGGUGUCGUCGGUGCCUAUUACUUCGAACGCCAGCAGGCCGAAUACCCCGGCCCCGUCGUGGUGACAAAAGCGGCGUUGCAGCGUGCGACCCAUGGCUCGCUCGGGACCAUCAUCUUUGCUUCGGCCAUCACUUCGCUCGCCACAUCGACGACGAGCCUUCUCAAGCGCGCGCAGACUGUGCUCCGGUCCAAGCAUCUUCACCCCAUUUUCCAGCCGUUAACAUACCUCGUGCCGCUGAUGGGCAUCGUCACGAGCUUCAUUUCCAGCUUCAAUGGCUAUGCGCUGAGCUACGCCGGGAUGACGGGCGAGCCGUACCUGCAGAGCGCUCGCGAGGUCGCCAAGAUGGUACGACAGAACAAGACGAGUGCGCUCGGUGACAGCCUCCUCGUACGCCUCGUCCUCUUUGUCGUCUCGUUCGGUUUCGGCCUCCUCGCGGGUCUGGUCGCGUUCCUGGUCGCGUCGUCGAGGUUGGCGUCAGGGGUGCACAUGACCCCGUUCGUCGCUGCGUUGUGCUACUUUGUGCCCGUGUGGACGCUUAAGUUGUGCCACGAUGUCUGUGGAGAUACGGUCGAUGCCCUGUUCCUGUGCCUCAACAUCGAUCUCGUCAAGGGGGAGAACCACUCGGAGGAGACGAGGACCGCGUUCAAGACCGAGGCGAGUGAGCCGAGUUUCGUUUGA